AUUAAUAGUUAUAUUCAUUGUAUUAUAUUACCAAUUACUAUUGACUAUUAAUACAUUUAAACAAUAUUAAUAGUUUAUGUUAAACUUAAUUAUUCAUUCUGUACAAAACAAACAAACAGUAGUAAUACACUCUUGAAAUAAUUCAAUAUUCAAUUGAAACGAAACAUUGAUCAGUUAAAUAAAUAAACUUCCAUUAUUAUCAUUAUGACACAGUGACAAUGAUCCUUUUCUAAUUAUUCAUUAUUGAAUACAAUGAUCUCGAAACAAAAAUAUAAAAGUAUGAAUCAAUUAAAUAUCUUUUCAUUGAUCUUAUUAUUAGUAUUAUUAUUAUUGAUUAAUAAUAUUCAACAAAUAAAUUCACAAAAUAUUAUUAAUGAAAAUAAUAAUAAAAUUAAUGGAAACAAUCAAAAUACAAAUAAAAUAAUUGAAUAUAAAAAGAAUGAAGAGAAAUAUAAAGAUACUAUCGAUUUGUUACAACUUGUUGAAAUUGAUAAAUUGGAUAAUUAUGAAAUUACACGUCAAUAUGGAUUUUGUCCUUCAUCAUUCAUAGAAAAUCCAAAUACUGCUUAUUCAUAUCAUCGAGGAGAUAAAUUAAAGUUACCAUCAGAGAAAGCAUUCCCAACUAUAUUUCCUCAGGACUUUUCUAUUCUUGCUACUGUACGAUUGAAGCAUGAACAAAUUCAAAAGAUUUUUGAUGUCACAGAUGAAAAAGGACAAAGUCAAUUAGCUAUGUCAGUUGGAAACAACAUUGUUUUGCAUUAUCAUUUAUCUGAAGAUUCACCAUCCACAGUGGAAUUUUUAAAUGUCAAACUGAAUGAUCUAAGAUGGCAUAGAAUUGCAUUGAGUAUUAAAGGUGAUUCAGUCACAUUAAUUAUUGACUGUAAAGUUAUUACAUCAAAAUUGUUGAAUCGUACAUUAACUGAAAACCUGAAAUUUAAUAAAGGAAUGCUAUAUGUUCUACAAGAUAAAGCAGGAUCAGUCAGUUUUUCUGGUGCAAUCGAACAAUUAUUGAUUAUUCCAACACCAAGUGGAGCAUAUGAUCAAUGUACUAUUUAUUCUCCAUGUAGUGAAUCAGAUAAAACUGGUGAUGAGAUGCAACUUCAAGAACCAUACAUCUAUGAACAGACUAGAAAUUACGGUCAGCCAGGUGAAAAAGGUGAAGUUGGUCCAAAAGGUGAAAAAGGUCAACCUGGACGAGAUGGUCGUAAUGGAAUCCCUGGAGCUCCUGGUUUACCGGGUGUACCAAGUCAUAUAUUAAUGAUGCCGCUACCAAGUUUUGGAAAGAAUGAAUUAAGUCGUAUGGCCAGUUUUAGAACAACAGUACAACAAGCUGUCAUGAUGCUAAAAGGAAGUCGAGGUCAGCAAGGUAUGACUGGUCUCCCAGGAAUACAAGGUCCACCUGGACCAAGAGGUCCGAAAGGAGAUCAAGGUCUUUUUGGAGAACCUGGUUUUAUAGGUCCAACAGGUUUAAGAGGUCCUCCAGGUCCUGUAGGUCCUCGUGGUAGACCAGGUGUUGACGGUGAAAUAGGAGCAAGUGGGUUAGCAGGUCCUAAAGGAUUACCUGGUCUUUCUGGAUUGCCGGGUUUACCUGGCCAUAGAGGUCAUAAAGGGGAAAUUGGACCAAAUGGUAUUAAGGGAGAUGUUGGACUACGAGGUGCACCUGGUCCUUACGGACGAGACGGUGAAGUAGGUCCUCCUGGAGAACCUGGCGCAGUUGGACUUCAGGGCCCUAUGGGACCAGUUGGACCAGCUGGAUUACGUGGAUUACCUGGAAGGAUUGGACCAAAUGGACUCAAAGGUGAAUUUGGAGACUCAGGUGAAAUGGGCCCACCUGGCCCACAAGGCCCUGUUGGUCCACCAGGGGUACCCGGACCCCAAGGUAUACGUGGACUAACUGGAAAGCCCGGAGCAAGAGGGCCACCUGGUGUGACUGGACUACCAGGUAGCCCUGGAAUGACUGGAAAUCCUGGACCACAGGGAAAUGCGGGUCCUAAAGGAGAACCAGGAUUAACUGGAGAACCUGGGGAUACUGGUCCCGUUGGAGCCUCAGGCUAUAAAGGUGACCGUGGACCUCGUGGUUUACCUGGAGCUAAAGGAACUCAAGGAGCAGCUGGUUUAACUGGUGUUCGUGGAGAUAGAGGCGAAAAAGGUUCAAAAGGUGAACGUGGUCUUCCUGGACCACGAGGUAGUGAAGGUCCUGUUGGAUUAAAAGGUGAACCUGGUAUAGUAGGUGAACUUGGUCCUCGUGGAUUGGAAGGUCAGAAAGGAAACGAAGGUCCUCGGGGAAGUCCAGGAUAUCCUGGGGGUCCAGGUCCUAAAGGUUCCGUUGGGCCAGCAGGUGGUAUUGGAAGUCCGGGUGAAAAAGGCGACCCAGGUCAUAUGGGACCAUUAGGUUUGAGUGGACCUGUUGGACCACGUGGAGCACCUGGUCCGCGUGGGGCCCCGGGACAGUCAGGACCAGUCGGAUUCAAAGGUGAAGAAGGACCAACAGGACCAACUGGUCCUCCUGGGGCUGCUGGACCUCAAGGUCCAAGGGGUUCCCCCGGAUUCGUAGGAGUUCCGGGUCCUCCGGGUUUACCCGGUCGACCGGGACCUGUCGGACUUUUAGGAGAUCGAGGUGAACCUGGUGAACCGGGAAUACCUGGUGAAAUCGGGCCAGUAGGUAUGGUUGGUGUUCCUGGUCAAAUUGGAGAGCAGGGGGCACCAGGUGAACGUGGUCCUCCAGGACCACGUGGACCUCAAGGGGUUGCAGGUAAACCUGGGGUAGAGGGGAUUGAAGGAGUACAGGGUGAAAAGGGAACCAAGGGUGCUGCUGGUCCACCUGGACCGAGCGGCCCAGUUGGAUUACGAGGAACACGUGGACCACCAGGUCCAUCGGGCGACCCUGGGUCGAAGGGAGAUGAAGGUCGCAUCGGCCCUCAAGGAAGCCUCGGUGACAAGGGUGACAGGGGUCCACCUGGACCUCACGGACCACCUGGUCCCAUAGGACCAGUUGGACCACAGGGAUUGCCAGGAAGUCAAGGUGAACCUGGUGACAAGGGUGCACGUGGUCCUCCCGGCCCAAUCGGUGAAACAGGCGAAAAAGGUGUACAGGGAUUAAUUGGCAAGCCAGGCUUACGAGGACCGACAGGAGCCGAUGGGGAGCAAGGUGACCAAGGGAGUCCAGGACCACAAGGUACCAAGGGAGACAGAGGAGAAGCGGGUGAACAAGGUUCUGCUGGACAACAAGGAGCAGCUGGAUCUCCAGGUCCUCAGGGUAUGGUUGGGGAACCAGGAGAGAUCGGAAUAGCUGGAGUUGCAGGGAUAAAAGGUGUAGAAGGCAAAGUUGGACCACCAGGGGCACCUGGACCUGCUGGUGUACAGGGCUCACCUGGUCGAAGUGGUCCACGUGGGGAACCAGGUAUUAAAGGAGUGAUCGGUGCAGAAGGGCCACCCGGACUUCCUGGACCUGUUGGUUUGGCUGGAGCUCCAGGAAAAAUGGGAAUACCUGGCGUACCUGGUCCUCCAGGAUCACCUGGACUAAAAGGAGAACAAGGAAAGCCAGGUGCACGUGGUGAACAGGGGGCUCAAGGUACUACUGGACCACCUGGACCAAAAGGGAUGAAAGGGAUGCUCGGGAGACCUGGACGACAAGGUCAGCCUGGAUCUGCGGGACCACCAGGAAUAGUUGGAGAGCCAGGUGUUCAGGGUGCACAAGGGCCAAUGGGCCCAAUCGGUGCUCCAGGAUUGCCAGGCGAGCCUGGUGCAGCAGGUCCACCUGGAAAAGAUGGACUCAGAGGAGCUGUCGGUUUAGAAGGACUAUUUGGUGAUGAUGGCCCCCCAGGACCACCUGGACCUGUGGGCGUCCCUGGUGUUCAGGGUCCUCCUGGAACAGCUGGUGAGACUGGUCCUACCGGAGACCCGGGAGAUCGAGGUGCUGCUGGAUCAGUGGGAUUGCCUGGUGAACGUGGACCUCCUGGAAUCAUGGGAGCUGAAGGACAAGUCGGUCCUCAAGGGCCAGAAGGAGAGCAGGGUCUUCAAGGGCCACCAGGAGAAACUGGACCGAAAGGGAACACAGGUAAAACGGGUUCACCAGGUCCAAAUGGUCCAAAGGGAGAGUCUGGCCCGAAAGGAGUAAGUGGUAAUCCUGGAACAGUUGGACCGCCGGGACCUAAAGGAGAACAAGGUAGUAUAGGAGACCCUGGACCGACUGGAAAACAGGGUGAAAUGGGUGAUCAUGGAGAUCAGGGACCACCUGGUCCUAGAGGGCCUAAUGGUGAUGAAGGAGAAUCUGGGCCUCCAGGACCGACAGGCCCUCCUGGUCCACCUGGUCUACAAGGUCCUCGAGGAGAACAAGGUCAUCAAGGUGAUCCUGGACCAAUGGGUAAACAAGGUCCACAAGGUCAAGUGAAAAUAACAAAUAAUGGAGAAAAUCUACGAAUGAGAUAUAAGAGAUCAGCUGCAAUACAAUCUGAAGAAACACUUGAACAAAUUAAUCAAAAUAUAUUUGGACGUGUAGAUGCACUGAAUAAGAAAGUACGUUCAAGACGUUAUGCAACUGGUUUAAGUCCACAAAAUCCAGCACGAACAUGUAAAGAUGUCAGAUUGACAAAUAAAUUUGCUCAGAAUGAUACUUAUUGGAUCGAUCCAAAUGAAGGGUCAAACAAAGAUGCAAUUAGAGCGAAGUGUACAUUUUUUGAUGAUGGCACUGUUGAGACAUGUGUUGAUUCAAGUAUGGAUCAAGGAAUACUAGUUACAUAUCUGAAACCAUUACCAAGUGAUGGUGAGUGGCAAAGUCAACUUCGAGUGAUGAAUUCUACAACACCAUUAGAUUUACAUAAUUAUGGAAGUCAUUCACAAGUUAAUAUGUUACGUAUUCAACAUAGAUAUGCAUCACAGGAACUCGAAUUUUUAUGUGACGGUACAGAAAUCUAUGGUUCAUGGAAUUCACGUACAAGUCAAUCAGAUUUUAAUAAAGCAACAGCUCUUCUAGCACAUAAUGAACGUAUGCUUGAUUUAACUUCAGGUGAAAGAUUAGGACCAGGAAAAUAUCAUAUGGAUAAGCGUAAUUAUCGAAAUAAUUUAGAUCGUGUUGAUACAAGUAUUAUUGUAGAAUAUGAUGGAUGUCAGUACUUGACAAAAGGUGCAGCUACUAAGUUAUUGAUUGAAACAAGAGAUUUAGAAGUAUUGCCAAUUAUUGAUUUUAAAGUACGUAAUUUCGAUAAACAAGGAACAUGUUCAUUAAGUGUAAAUGUCGGCGCUGUAUGCUAUCGUACAUAGAAACAAACUACUAACAAAAUCAUCAUAAUCAAAAUAAUGGAACAGAGAAAAAAACAGAGAAAUUUCCGGAAAAUGAAAAAGAAACUAUAUUGAAUUGAAUACAUUCAUAUAUUCAAUAAUUAGUCAAUUACUAUUCAUUAUUGUUUUGCUUUUGUUUGUAUGAAUAAUCUUUCAAUUUCAAAUUAAUUUAAUCCAAGUUGUUUUAAUGUGUGCUACAAUUAAUAAAAUUGUACAAUGUUCGAAUGAAAACAAAUAAAAAGUUAGAUAAAUUAAACCAGUUAAACAUUUUUAUAUCAUAUUACAUCAUAAGCAUAGUUUUAAACAGA
This is a messenger RNA of Schistosoma guineensis, 5585 nucleotides long. NCBI's taxonomy places the organism in Eukaryota, Metazoa, Platyhelminthes, Trematoda, Strigeidida, Schistosomatidae. The record is from the annotation of a GenBank genome assembly.